UCAAGUUCAGUGCUGUGCGCAGUCAAAGCAUAGUGAAAACCGCUUUCAGCUUUCAGUUAAGCUGCAACGUUACAACCAAACGGUCGCUACGGUUUUAAGACACGGCGCUUACUCAACGGCGAACAUCAUAAAGUUUGUGUGCGUGUGCGUGCGUGCGUGUAUUUCUGCUGGACGCAGGCGACUCGGUGAUAAUAAAACAGCAACAACAACACUGUGAGUGUUUAGUAUUUCAUGCUCCAACAAAAGAAAGUCAACGAAAAGAGAAAUGCAAUAAAUUUAAAUAUUUAAAUAAAUUAAAGAAGGCAAUUCUGAUUGAAUCUUGAUCUGUGUGACAGUGAAUUCCAAUAACAAAAUUAAUUUUGACUUUAAAGUGUUUGCGGCACGCAUAUGUGUUAGUGUGCGUGUGUGUUUGUUGAGAGCAGUUGCGCGAAUUGUUGGAAAAGUGAAGUCAUAAUUUUGCGAAAUAUAAGCAGCAUUAACAACGUUUAAAUUGUCUAUUAAAUUAACAGCUGCGCUUAAAUCAGUCAACAGCAGGCAUUCGUCUAACGUUCAGUGGAGCUUCUUCAAUAUAAUUUUCGUGUGAAGAUUGGUGUUAGCUGGCAGCAAACAAGAUGAUUCUGCGGACCGCAUAUACCUGCAUAUUCCUCCUAUACUCCUAUCAUUGCCUAGCACAAUCCACAAAUGAGCUUGAUGCCGCACUGCCCGAACCACGUGCUUACAUACCCGAUUCACAGUAUUUGGACUUUGUCUAUCAUGAUCAUGAUGAGUUGACAAGAUUUCUGAGAGCGACAAGCGCUCGCUAUCCAAACCUAACAGCACUUUACUCUAUUGGCAAAUCGAUACAAGGACGAGAUCUGUGGGUUAUGGUGGUCUCUUCCUCCCCUUACGAGCAUAUGAUCGGUAAACCGGAUGUGAAAUAUGUGGGCAAUAUCCAUGGCAAUGAGCCGGUGGGUCGUGAGUUGCUGCUGCAUCUCAUACAGUAUUUCGUGACCAGCUACAAUACCGAUCAGUAUGUGAAAUGGCUGCUGGACAAUACACGCAUACACAUCAUGCCAUCAAUGAAUCCGGAUGGCUUUGCGGUUUCUAAAGAGGGCGCCUGUGAUGGUGGGCAGGGCAGGUAUAAUGCCCGAGGUUUCGAUUUGAAUCGCAACUUCCCCGACUACUUUAAGCAAAACAAUAAGCGUGGACAACCCGAAACCGAUGCAGUAAAGGAUUGGAUAUCGAAAAUACAGUUUGUCUUGAGUGGCAGUUUGCAUGGCGGCGCUUUAGUGGCGAGUUACCCCUAUGAUAACACGCCAAACUCUAGAAUUUGUCGAUCGUCGGCUUUGUGCGCGAUGUUCCAAACGUACUCGGCGGCCCCGUCACUCACACCGGACGAUGACAUCUUCAAGCAUUUAUCACUCGUCUAUGCGAAGAAUCACGCGAAAAUGUCACGUGGUGUGGCUUGUAAAUCGGCAACACCCGCCUUUGAGAAUGGCAUUACGAAUGGCGCUGCCUGGUAUCCACUCACCGGUGGCAUGCAGGAUUACAACUACGUUUGGUAUGGUUGCAUGGAGGUGACGUUGGAAAUCUCAUGCUGUAAAUAUCCGCCUGCGUAUGAGUUGAAAAAGUACUGGGAGGAUAAUCAGUUGUCUAUGAUAAAAUUUUUGGCUGAGGCUCAUCGUGGUGUGCAAGGAUUCGUGUUGGAUCCCACAGGUACGCCUAUUGAACGCGCCUCGCUGAAGAUUAAAGGACGUGAUGUCGGAUUCCAGACGACCAAGCAUGGCGAGUUCUGGAGAAUAUUGCUGCCCGGUUAUUAUAAAUUAGAGGUCUUUGCGGAGGGCUACGCACCUCGCGAGGUGGAAUUCAUUGUUGUCGAACAACAUCCAACCCUGCUAAAUGUCUCAUUGACCCCUUCAAAGCUACUUUCACCACCAACAACAAAAACAACAACUGCGAGAUAUAAUUUAAAAAUAAUUUGGGGCACUAGUAGUGGUGAUAAAGAUAGAAUAAUUUUUCCUAUUAAUUAAUUACGUUUUAAGCCUUAGAUAGAAGAGUACGGAUAAAUUUUUUUGAAAAAUCUAGCUGUAAAGGAAGUUGGAUAUAUUUGUCUUGUUAAGCUUUUUGGUGUAACUAAAAAUGUAAAUAAAUGUUUUUCAAGGUUGAAGAAAACUUAUUUUUAUACUAAGCUAAUCAAGAAAUACUAAAGGAAUUUAUAGAAAUACUAAAGUAAUGCCUUUUAGUCUCGAAAUAUGAUCAAAAACACAAUUACCAAGCAAAUAGGAACCUGUGGUAGGUCUAUCUUAGUGAAAAUCUUUUCAUCCAGCAACACUACUGAUACACGCAGUAUUGUGAACUCAAAGCAGAAUAUCAAGCUUUUUGUUCUCUAACCCCUACCCCGAUAGCGAAGUGUUAAUCAAGACAUCAUUUUGUCGCUAAAUUGACAUCUCUAAACAAUGUGACAAAAAAGUACCCAAAAAUACUAAAUAAAACGCAAAAUACUUUGUUAUUCAUUAAUAUUUAUUUUUACGCCUUCAAAGUAAUCCCCACCAGUUGUAAUAUACUCGUACUUAUGCCAACAAAGUAGUUAAGUCCUCGAAACUCUUAUCAAAAGCACUUUUUGGAAUGGCCUUCAGCUUGUUCAGCGAAUUUUGACAUCACCUCGAUUUUUGAGCAGCUUUGGCAUGCUUUUUUUUUUGGUUUCGACUCGUUUUUUGCCUUCCAUUCCGAUGAUUGUUGACUUUUUUGCAUGUCAAACUCAUAAACCGUUGUCUAAUGCUCACCUUAAAUGUGAGAACGGAAUUCGCAUGAUUAAGCAUGUCCAAAGAGACCUACUUACAGUACUCUUUUUAAAGAAAUUUCAGCUUUAUCGCGACGAGUCGACCAAGAACGCAUUUCAUACCCAAAAUAUCUACCAAAAUCAUUCGAACGGGCUCGCGAGAGAAGGUCAACUCUCUCUCUAUCUCUCUAACACU
Molecule: messenger RNA, 2954 nt
Organism: Bactrocera dorsalis (oriental fruit fly)
Lineage: Eukaryota; Metazoa; Arthropoda; Insecta; Diptera; Tephritidae
Product: carboxypeptidase D
Exons: 10
Coding region: 612-2009 (465 amino acids)
Biological process (GO): proteolysis
Cellular component (GO): cell surface
Molecular function (GO): metallocarboxypeptidase activity; zinc ion binding
Source: RefSeq, a predicted model, not a curated record